This is a messenger RNA of Lottia gigantea (owl limpet), 777 nucleotides long. RefSeq lists its product as hypothetical. The record is from RefSeq and is a predicted model, not a curated record. The transcript has 2 exons. NCBI's taxonomy places the organism in Eukaryota, Metazoa, Mollusca, Gastropoda, Lottiidae. Gene Ontology annotation, molecular function: mRNA binding. Bases 111 to 386 code for a protein of 91 amino acids.
AAACAUGCCUGCAGAAGGUUUUCGGUCUGGAUAACAAGUACGAAACGAUCCAUUUCCUGUAGUUGAACUUGAAUGCUUGAACGAAUGACAAAAAUAACGUGCAUAUUAUCAUGUCAAGGAAAAUUGCUUUUCGAGGACAGGAUAUUUUCAGGAUUAUGAUCAACAGGCUGCCAUGGCAUAUUGGAACUGAAGACUUAUUUUCGCAUUUCAGACCUUAUGGUCCCAUUCAAAAUGCUUAUGUGCCUUUUGACAAGACAACAGGAUUUCAUAAGGGAUAUGGAUUUAUAACAUUUAGUAAUUUCAGAUCUGCUGAGAAGGCAUUGCUCCAGGAACAUAUUUUAGGCAAUAAGAAACUGAGGGUGACUACUGCACUUAAAAGAAAAUAAACUUAACUUCUGUAGAGACACAAGCUGAAAUAGGCACAGCAUGAAUCAACAUGUUCCAGGUUCUGUUUUGAUAUUUGUAUACUGUUAUGUAUUGAGAAGUAUUUUAACUGUGAAAAUAUUUCGUUAUUGUAAAUCCUACCUUGUAUAACAGUCUAAUUAAAAUUAGACCAAACUUUCGUUCCAUUUCUUAUUAGCUUUUAUUUCUAAUAUAGCCCCUUCAGUUAGGAUCUAAAGACAUUCUUCAAAAAAACCUUUUAACCUAACCCUGGUUUAACCUCAAAUCCUGCACUCUCAAGCGUUAAAAUUUUCAGAGAGAUUGAAGGAAUUUGAUUGGUUAAAGCAGAUGUCAUCAGAUAAGGUCAAAAGGUUAUUUAAACGAAUGGCUACAUUA